Racocetra persica is the source of this 528-nucleotide messenger RNA. Lineage: Eukaryota; Fungi; Glomeromycota; Glomeromycetes; Diversisporales; Gigasporaceae. The record is from the annotation of a GenBank genome assembly.
GUAGUAGACAUCCUUUUUUAAACACUGUUAGUAAAUAUUAUUUCAAAUCAGAAGGAAAGCGUAUAAGGCCUUUGCUUGUACUUUUGAUGUCACAAGCGACAAGUAUUGCAGCAAAACAAUAUAACACAAGUACAGCCGAUUUUUAUCAAAUAGUAGAUAAACCCUUAACGACACAUAAUGAUAUAUUAUCAUGUCAUCAUAAGGACAAUAUUUAUUAUCCAUCAUUUUCAUCGUCGGGGACAAUUAUCCUUCCCACACAACGGCGUUUAGCAGAAAUUAUAGAAAUGAUACAUACAGCGUCUUUACUUCAUGAUGAUGUUAUUGAUAAUUCACAAAUGCGCCGUAACGAAAUUUCAGCAAAUUCAAAUUUUGGGAACAAAAUGGCAAUUCUUGCGGGAGAUUUUUUACUUGCACGGGCAUCUAUUGCUUUAGCACGUUUAAGAAAUCCAGAGGUAAUCGAGUUGAUAGCCACAAUUAUUGCUAACCUUGUUGAAGGCGAAUUUAUGCAGCUUAAAAAUGUUCAAGACG